Molecule: messenger RNA, 4885 nt
Organism: Thunnus maccoyii (southern bluefin tuna)
Lineage: Eukaryota; Metazoa; Chordata; Actinopteri; Scombriformes; Scombridae
Gene: eef1a1a
Product: eukaryotic translation elongation factor 1 alpha 1a
Exons: 7
Coding region: 2574-3962 (462 amino acids)
Biological process (GO): translation; translational elongation
Molecular function (GO): GTP binding; translation elongation factor activity; GTPase activity
Source: RefSeq, a predicted model, not a curated record
CUCCCUGGAGGCUCAAUGAAAGGACGAUCAUGGUAUCAACCUCAAGUACAGCACACAGUCAUCUACUGAAAUUAUGUACAAAGACAUUCUCAUAAAAAUAUUCUCAUAAAUGGUUCUAUUGGGAAAACACAAUCUUACUGAAUGCAGAUAUGUUUAAGAUUCUUGAUAUAAUAAGUAAAUAUACAUAAACAUCUGUAUAAGGACAUUACCUAGUAGCUAAAUCUGGUUCAAUACGUCUCUUCCCUGGUGUGAGGUAAUGUUUUUUGUUUGUUUGUUUUUGUACACGGUCUCUGCCUCCCUGCUGUUUCUCAGCAGCCCUGCAUCUCGUGAUAAUUGGCGGACAGACGUCUGGGCUCCCAGGUUAAUUUUAAUCCGUCUAGGGAGCGUCUGUAAGAUGAGCGCUUCUCCUGCUGCGCAUGAAGGAUGCUGCACGCUUCAUUUAUUCAACCACCUGACUUCCAACCACUGAAUCUAUCAUCAAUCAAAAACUGGAUAUCUCUCUAUGACCCACACCCUUUCCUUUAUUUGCAGUUUGUAGAGCGAUUUUAUCCGCCCAGAACAACCCACAGACAACUGAAAAAAACCGAGUCUGUAUCUACUAUAAAUCCAUGUAACCUACGUAAAUUACUCAAGUAGCCUAUAUAACGCCCCGCAUUUUAUGUGCUGUUUCAAUUACCGCAAAUCAAAAUUAAUGUCUAUGGUAUUUUCCUGUUAAGCCUCAAUUGAUGACAAACUAACACUUAAAAUGCACAGUAGUACAAUAACAGAGAGCACCAAUUGCAAAUUAACGUCGUAUUCAAAAUUUGUCACAACUCUGUAAUUUUCGUCGGAAAAUGUUGAUUCGGCGGCUUGAUUUAACACUUAAUGGGGUUUUGUUCUCUAUAAUCUGCAGAACCAAGCAUAUCCAGACGUGAUCGUGUCCGACAAUGAAUUCUUCGCCUAUGGCUGUGUCCUCUGUUGAACUCUUAGCGGCAACUUCUCCUGGUCCCUCGUUGUGAUGCUGUACAGCAGCGGGUGCGCGCAAUUACGCAACACCCCCGCCUGUCCUGUGCGCUAUAACCGGAUCAGCGUCUGUCCUCAGCCUCUCCGGUCCUGCAGCCAACCUGACACCGGCCAGCUCUCAGGUACGACAAAGUACAUAAAAUAAUGCAUGAGGGGAGGGAGAGUGUAUUUUAAAAUGUAACCAGGAGGAUAAAUUUGCGUUUUGUUUAGCGACUCGGUCUCCACGCAGUGCAUUGGGAAUAUUGUUGUGAUGCAGAAACGAGGGCAGGCGGCUGGUAGCGAAUACGCAUCCAGGCGUCAGUAAGCGGGCAGAUGGCAGAUGAUAGAACAUGGCGGAGGGUUAACAUUUCUAUUAAAUCCCUCAGACAUUAUAUUUACCGGUGUACUAUUUUUUACGCAUUAUCCGCGGCUUUAUCAUCUUUUGUACAUUGACGCGCACUGCGGCAGCUGUUGUGACGUUAUAUAUUAGGGAUGAGUUGUACGCGCAUGUAAAUUGUUAUCUGCCCUGGCACUGAGUACACCUGAUCAAGUCUGGUCAAGAUCAAGUAGGGAUUCAUGUUACAGUUGGAUUAAGCUACUGUCCUUUCUGCCUGGUGCAAACUAGAUUCAGCUAGAAUACUGUGUAAUAAAUCACCACUCACUCAAAAGAAAACUUUUGUGGUGGAUGUGAGUGCUUCUAUUCAGGAUUAUCACUAUAACUCUCCUGCACAGUUCACAACAAACAAUGUGUCCUCUUCCUCUGCAUUAACCUGUGUGCAGUGCACUGCAGUGUCUGAGAAAUGGCUGCUACACUAUCAGGAGACAAGACCUGACAAAAUGGUGGAUUCUGACUUGGAAUGAAACGCGUAGUAGAGUCUGGCUGUGAAAAAAGGCACGGUGCUGUGAAACAUCAGAGCCUUGUUGUCAGUGCACAGUAGAGCGGAGCGGUGGGCAGGCUGGAUGUGAAAGAGGAGAGCAGGGGUGUGGAUGGAUAGAGGAAUAGAGAGCAGGAGAGGCAGAGGGUUAUUGUGCUUGGCGCAGUUCAGUGACCAUUGAUACCAUCCUUAAUCUUCUGAGAUACACUACUUAUGUAAACAUCUAUUGCCAGAUAAGAGCCCUCAUGCUCUGUAAUUUCAGUUAAACACAUCCAGGACUGAGCAGACAGUGCAGUCACUUUGUUUGUGGGCUGAAUUAAAAAAAGAUGAAGUCAUGUCUCCCUCCUUGUGCAGAAUUUUAAUGUCAUUUCAAAUUCUUUCUGCGCCAGUCACUCGGGGAGGCAUUAGCACUCUACUAGUGUUUUUAUCCCUAGUGCUGCAAUACUUUUUCUGAAUCUCCAGCUGCAUGAUCUAACAUAACCUGUUCAGACAGUGUUAAAUUGCAAAAUGCAAACGCCACUAUACCACCAACAAAUUAUUUUUUUCAACCCUCAAAGAAUAUAUGCUCACACAAAACCUUUUAGUGUCCGUAAAUCAUAAUAACAAGGGCAUGAAAGGUUUGUUUACUGCCCUGCAAACCAUCUGUUUACCCCAAUGACUGUAACUUAAUACUGGUUUUAGCAGACUGUCUCGUGACAUCAACCAGCUCCAGUCACCAUGGGAAAGGAGAAACUCCACAUCAAUAUUGUUGUGAUCGGCCAUGUGGACUCUGGCAAGUCCACCACCACAGGCCACCUCAUCUACAAGUGCGGGGGUAUUGACAAGAGAACCAUCGAGAAGUUUGAGAAGGAAGCUGCUGAGAUGGGGAAAGGAUCGUUCAAGUAUGCCUGGGUGCUGGACAAGUUGAAGGCAGAGAGGGAGCGUGGCAUUACCAUCGACAUCUCACUGUGGAAGUUUGAAACCAGCAAGUACUAUGUGACCAUCAUCGAUGCCCCAGGUCACAGGGACUUCAUCAAGAACAUGAUCACUGGGACCUCCCAGGCUGAUUGUGCUGUGCUGAUUGUAGCAGCCGGUGUGGGAGAGUUCGAGGCAGGUAUUUCCAAGAAUGGACAGACUCGUGAGCACGCCCUCCUGGCCUACACUCUGGGAGUAAAGCAGCUCAUUGUAGGCAUCAACAAGAUGGACUCCACUGAGCCAAACUACAGCCAGAAGCGAUAUGAGGAAAUAGUGAAGGAAGUGAGCACCUACAUCAAGAAGAUUGGCUACAAUCCGGACACCGUUGCCUUUGUGCCCAUAUCAGGCUGGAAUGGAGACAACAUGCUUGAGCCCAGCCCCAACAUGACGUGGUUUAAGGGCUGGAAGAUUAAUAGGAAGGAAGGCAAUGCAUCAGGGACUACGCUACUGGAAGCUCUGGACGCCAUCCAGCCCCCCACCCGUCCAACAGACAAACCUCUUCGUCUGCCCCUGCAAGAUGUCUACAAGAUAGGAGGUAUUGGAACAGUGCCUGUAGGCCGUGUGGAAACGGGCAUCCUAAAACCUGGCAUGGUGGUAACCUUUGCCCCCGUCAAUGUGACCACUGAGGUGAAGUCUGUGGAGAUGCACCAUGAGGCACUGACAGAGGCCCUCCCUGGUGACAACGUGGGCUUUAAUGUUAAGAACGUGUCUGUCAAGGACAUUCGCCGUGGUAACGUGGCUGGUGACAGCAAGAAUGACCCACCGCAGGAAGCAGCCAACUUCACUGCUCAGGUGAUCAUCCUUAAUCACCCAGGCCAGAUCAGUGCUGGUUAUGCUCCUGUGCUGGACUGUCACACUGCUCACAUCGCCUGCAAGUUCGCAGAGCUCAAGGAAAAGAUUGACCGCCGCUCUGGCAAGAAGCUGGAGGACAACCCCAAAUCCCUUAAGUCUGGAGAUGCUGCCAUUGUGGAUAUGAUUCCUGGCAAGCCCAUGUGUGUUGAGAGCUUCUCUGAGUACCCUCCACUGGGUCGUUUUGCAGUGCGCGACAUGCGUCAGACUGUGGCCGUCGGUGUGAUCAAGGGCGUGGAGAAGAAGGUCUCCACCACUGGUAAAGUUACCAAGUCCGCCCAGAAGGCCCAGAGGAACAAAUGAAUGUUGUGCUACUCUGCCGACCCCAAGGUCUCCCAGGGCAGGACAUCGGUCAUCCAACUCCAUCCUACAAUUGGCUGCUUCAACUUAAUAAUCAAAGACUGGUUAAUCAUCACAAUGCAUCGCAAAAGCAUUCGAAGGAAAGAAGCACACUUAGUACACUUUAGUCCUUGAGGCGGCACUCCUGACUUCAUUUCAGUGGUUAGAUUACCAUUACGUACAAUGUAAUAUCAAAUGGAUAGUUUUAAAUGUGCUCUGUUGAUUUCAUUCAUGGCAAUACCUUUCUGUGAUAUUGAUAUUGACAUACUGAACAAUUAGAGGUAUUUUAAUGUAUCACCUCUCUAGCUCUCUGGAGUGCAGGUACUGGUCUCUUUACAUGGUACAUGUUGUCUUGCUUUUAGUGUUUGUUUGCAACUACAUGGUGCUCUGUAGGAGCCUAUGGAAAGAAGUUAAAACUAUGUUCUUCUGAGUAGUAGAUUAGUAGAACUUAGUGAUUUGUUGUGUUUAAGCUUUAAAAAAGCAUUUUAAACAAAUGGUCUGAAUUUGUCCUUCCUGAGGGACUCCAAGUAGGCCACCUGAUUCUUAAAGCACUUUGAUUGGCAUUUUGCUAUCUUUGCACUUGCACUGGAUAAGUUGAUAUUGACAUAAGCUACUGCACCUUAUUGUAAGAUGGCACAAGCCUCUUUGCAACAUUAAACAUGUUUCAACCAACAUGUUGGGCUGAAGUCUUCAGUCAUUUUUCUGUGUGACACAAAGAAAAGACAAGGCAGCAGAUGCCUUUAACUUUCCAAUCUUAUAGAACAGUUCUCAUUAAAAAAAACCCAUACUCAAUCAGUCCAUUGUAAUUCUUUCAAUAUACAAUGUUGUCCACAAGAUGUAGCUAUUGCUUUAGGAAUAAAAUAGGAAUUGAUGAAGAAAUCUGCCAU